AUGUCUGACAACGUUGGUCUCAACACCCCCCGAGGCAGUGGCACCUCGGGCUAUGUCCAGCGCAACCUUGCUCACAUUAAGCCCCGGGACUACGGCGCCCCUUAUCCCAAGGACCUCGAUAGCUUGAGACAUAAGCAACGGCAACCAGACAAGGGAAUCCUAGAACAUGACCGCAAGCGCGAGGUCGAGGUUAAGGUCUUUGAUCUCAGAGACAAGCUCGAGGAGGAAGAGGUUGAUGAAGAUGAGAUUGACAGACGAUGUGAUGAGCUUCGUCAGAAAUUGCUUGCCGAAAUGAACUCAGGGAGACGGGGAGGCCCCAAGAAGUCAUUCAAGCAGCACCAGGUUCACGAGAUGGCCGAUGCCAAGAUCAAGGAGAGCGAGCGACUACGGAAAGCAUUAAAGAUUAGUGCUGACUACGAGGAGGGCGGUCACUGGAAGCGACAAGAAGAGAGACUACGCAGCGCCUUGGAGAAGGAGGACAAUGAGGAGGAAGAGAAAGUGAAAGCGAGCCCACCCAGGGACUAA
Fusarium venenatum is the source of this 525-nucleotide messenger RNA. Its product is annotated as cwf21 domain-containing protein. Gene Ontology annotation, cellular component: nucleus. The record is from RefSeq and is a predicted model, not a curated record. Lineage: Eukaryota; Fungi; Ascomycota; Sordariomycetes; Hypocreales; Nectriaceae.